AUGGAAACUGAAACUGAAUGUGAUAUUGUCGCGGGAAAUGUAAGCAGCACUUUACCAAAUCCUGUUCUUCGCGAGGAUGUAGUUCUAUGCGACGAUGAUCUUAGCGCAGAAGCCAAAUCCCAAUUCAAUUUUCAUUCUGAGAUCUUGCAAGCGUUUCAAUUGAAUGCUCGCCUCGUACUCGCCAAUGAUCGCCUAACACCAAUCGGUCGACAUCUAUUCUGUACGUCAGUAGAACAGAACUAUAAAAAUUGUAAGGACGUUCUCAACUACGUUGCCAGCCACUCCGAAUCGCAAACGGAAGCGCAUCCGAUGCCUCCAUUGUUCGUUUUAUGCGGUGCAGCCCGUACAGGUACAACACUUCUCUACAAUUUGCUUGCAUGUGAUCCUGCAUGCCGAGCGCCAUUGUUAAAGGAUAUGAUGAAUCCAGUCCCACCACUUGCUCGUUCAAAUAGCACUACAAAUAUGCUUGCUCAGAACUUGAAUGAUCCCAUAUUGAGUGAUUACGAACGAGAUAAAAAAGCGUCUCACCCUUGCUACAAAUACGAGGAAGACGUGAACAUCCUUUAUCAGAGUGGCCUCUUAGUACCCCAUCUGGAACCUCCUGAAAGUACAGAACUUGCAACUUGGUUUUACAACGAUACAAACAAAGAUUUUGUCUACAAAUAUCACAAAACAUUUAUGAAGAUGAUGAAUAGCGUCGAUGCACCUCAGUCACAUUGGCUCUUGAAAACUCCGUAUCAUAUAUUCAAUCUUGACACUUUACUACAUCACUAUCCAUCUGUUUCACUCAUCAUGACCCACCGUCAGCUACAUGACGUACUGCCGUCCUCGGUUCGCUUGGGAUUGGCAUUUGCAAGCAUCUAUUUCGAUAGUAACAGGCAUGAUGCCGCGAUCGAUAAACAAACGAUUGUGAAGCGCCGUUUACGUGCAACAGAUAUUCAGAUUAAUCGCAUUGUCAAAUUUCGUCGGGCGCAUCCACACGCUGCCGUUUUCGAUGUACUCUAUGAUGAUCUCAUCACGAAACCCGUUGAUACUGUUCGUUGCAUCUACAAUCAUUUCGGACUCAAAUGGUCGGAAGAAUUUGAGCAAGCUAUGAUUACUUGGCUACGCGAUAAUCCUCAAGGUAAACAAGGACGCAACAUCUAUACACUGGAAGAAUUUGAACUUACACAUGAUGCCAUUGAACGAAAGUAUGAGGAAUACAACAGGAUGUUUCUCAAUCGUGAGGACAUACUUAAGACCGAUGAUAGAGCGACCAAAAGUGCAAACUCCUCUCCUGAUCACAUGAACACUGUGGUUGAUUCUAUUGAAUAA
Molecule: messenger RNA, 1314 nt
Organism: Rotaria socialis
Lineage: Eukaryota; Metazoa; Rotifera; Eurotatoria; Philodinida; Philodinidae
Source: the annotation of a GenBank genome assembly